Molecule: messenger RNA, 675 nt
Organism: Brassica rapa (field mustard)
Lineage: Eukaryota; Viridiplantae; Streptophyta; Magnoliopsida; Brassicales; Brassicaceae
Source: RefSeq, a predicted model, not a curated record
AUGGCGUCUACGUACACGCUACUUGCCGACCUGAGAGCCAGGCGAUGCUCUAACACCGCGGAGGUCCGUCUGUUGAGAUUUUGGGAGGCAAGAAACAUCAACAAAGGCGGGGAGCUUAUGAGCGUUGAUAUGUUGCUCCUCGAUGAAAACUCAACGCUGGUGCACGGAUCUGUUUCGGCACUUCGCCAGCUCAGGUUCAGACAACGUCUCACCGAAGGCUCUGUCUACAAUCUAAGCGGAUUCGACGUGGCCUGGAACAGCCCCAAAUUUCGAUUAUCUGAUGGGCCUGUCUCAAUUUGUUUCAAUGAAGAAACAGCUUUUGAGAAAACGAGUGUAAGGAACAUACCUACCGAACACUUCCGCUUCCGGUCAUACGACCAGAUACUGGAGCUAGCAAAUACCGGCAAACAACUCCCGGAUGUAAUGGGAGAGCUUUGUGCAAUUAGGAGCACAAUAACCGACCGGAUACCUGGAGCACAGCGUGUUAUGCUUACCUUGCGUCUCGAAAGGGAUUCAACCAUCCGUGUUAGUCUGUUUGAUUCUUUGGCACUUGCCUUCCAUAGCAAGCUCGACUGUUACGGGAGAGAGCCAAGAAUUGUUAUCGCCACUGGCAUCAAUCCUAAGAUGGUUGCAGGAAAAUUAUAUCUCAAUGGCACUUCUGCCACACGUCUUUAA